GUCAGAAGGCGUUUCCUGGCCGGCCCGGUGACGUCAGUGACCGGAGCCAGUCGCGUCGCUGAGCUCCGUUUCCUUCUUCCUGGAUCAGCUCGCCUUCACCAACCCGCCGCUCCGACUCCGACAUGUCCCACCAGACGGGAAUUCAAGCUUCCAGGGAGGUGAAAGACAUAUUUGCCAGUGCCAGGAAUGGAGAUUUCAGAGUUCUGAAGAUUGUGAUUGAAGAUGAACAGCUAGUACUGGGUGACACCAGGAAAGCAUCACGGGGUUGGGAGGAAGACUAUAACACUCUUGUUCUUCCUCUCCUGGAGAACGACCUGCCAUGCUACAUCUUAUACAGACUGGACUCCACCAAUAGCCUUGGACAUGAGUGGGUGUUCAUUGCCUGGUCUCCAGACCACUCUCCGGUUCGGCACAAAAUGCUUUACGCUGCUACCAGAGCUACCGUGAAGAAGGAGUUUGGAGGCGGCCUAAUUAAGGAUGAGGUUUUUGGCACUGUGAAGGAUGAUGUUUCUCUUAAUGGAUACAAGAAGCACCUCUGCUCACAGUCGGCUCCUGUUCCUCUCACUGCUGCUGAAGAGGAACUGCGACAGAUCAAACUUAGUGAGGUGAAAACUGACAUUAGUGUGGACACCAAGCAGCAGACCCUGCAGGGUGUAGCCUUCCCUUUACAUGGAGAUGCCAUGGAAGCACUGGAGAAGUUCAGGGAUAAGAAAUUUAACUAUGUCCAACUGAAAAUAGACUUUGACAAGGAGCUCAUCAUGCUGUCGAACACUGACCUGACAGAAGUGAGAGAUUUACCCAAGAGGAUUCCUAAAGAUGCUGCACGCUACCACUUCUUCCUCUACAAGCAUUCACAUGAGGGAGACCAACUGCAGUCUAUAGUGUUUAUCUACUCGAUGCCUGGCUACAAUUGCAGUAUUAAGGAGAGGAUGCUUUACUCCAGCUGUAAGAGUCCCCUCAUAGACAUGGUGGAGAACAAACUGCAGAUGGAGAUAGAGAAAAAGUUAGAAAUUGAUAAUGGUGAUGACCUGACCGCAGACUUCCUCUAUGAAGAGGUCCACCCAAAACAGCAUGCGCACAAGCAGGCCUUCGCCAAGCCCAAAGGUCCUGCUGGAAGACGAGGGGAUCGCAGGGUCACCCGACAGCGUGGGGACGGGGAGGACGCUGAUGAUUAAAUGCACAUCUGAGUAAAAGCCUCUCACCUCUUCAAGCUUCAGUGAAACAUUCCAGAGGAUGAAAGUCAAGCUUGUUUCACACAAAGCUCUCUGUCUUUAUUAAAUAUAUAAACACAUUUCCCCCAAUUCAACACAAAGCCACAAAGACGGCUGCCUCAACAUGAACUAUGCACACAAUGAUGGUUCAACCUCUGUAGCCUCACUUGUGAUAUUUGAUAGAAAAGUAUUAUGUAAGAGUGUUUGUUUGCUCGUGGUUGGGAUUAGGUCAGGAAUCUGAUGUGUAGAUUCAUUAAGCUUACGUGCCAUAGAUUAAAGAACAAUUUAAACUAUUUUAAAUUAAGAAUUACACUUAAAACUCUGAAACCCCAGCAUAAACACUGUUGGAAGUGUUUUUCCAUUCUAGAAACGAGCUGUUUACUCAGAUGGAUGACACACUUUGACAUUAACUCAUGAGAAAUAAUCAUGAAUUUGCUUUGUGCAAAGGUCAGUAAGUGCAGUAUGAGUUGUUACAUUGUUAGAUGGUUACUAUUUUAGCAUGAAAGUGAAAGUUCUUAAAUGUGAACAAGAACAAAGAGACCUCCAUCAAACCCUAUUCCUUUAUUUUUCCAUUCCAGCUUUAGUGUCAUGUAUUUUUGUAUUUUUACACAAAGCCUAUGUUCCAGACAUCUUAAAACAAACACAGGUUAGUAGGUUACACUUACUGUGGACUGUGUUUGGUCACUGAUAUUUUAACCUUUAACGUUGCUUUUUAUAACACAAUAAAAGUCCCAUUUUUGAUACGAUUGUCACGUUCAUGUUGCCAUAUGCCAAGAAACAUAUUUUCCUAUGCAAUUAAUGUAUAUAUUGAUUCAACUGAUGAUUUGUUAUCUGAUUUUUGUCUUGUUCUGAUUGAUUAUCUGUGUUGUCUGUAGCCAAAACAUAGGUUGUAUUUGGGAAGCCACAGCCAGGGUUGGGGGUCAGAUUCAGUGAAAUUAAUUAGGUUAAUUGAGGAGUAUUCAAGUAUUUUGACCCAGUAAUGAGUAAUGUGUUCUGUGCUGUGAAGUGCUGGGUCUGCAAUUUAACACUUAUGUGAAAUUAGAUUUGGCAGCUUUAAGUUAUGGAAUAUAUUGUUUUUACUGCUAGUUCAAGUCAAAUGAAUUUGAAAUAAAUGAACCCCGAGUCUGGUGUCCAUUAUAGAUCCACAUCACUGAAAAACUGCAAUAGCUACUGUGGCUUUUUUUUUUUUUUUUUAAGAAAGCACUGGCAUGUGCUCUGCACACUGUAGCACAAGGUAUCAGAAGACAUAAUAGUGCAACACAAUAAAAGCCACCAUGGGCACCUGGAUCUACUGAAAAUGUGAGGCAAUCCACUGUACAAGGCGAUGCUUUUCCCCUGUAAAGGGACUUCUAUAGUGUUUUAUGUCUCAUGUCUGGUGGUCUUGAGAAUGCUUUCCUCUGUAAAAUGUUUUUUAAAAGACGAAUAAAAUAUUUAAAUCAA
This is a messenger RNA of Astyanax mexicanus (Mexican tetra), 2651 nucleotides long. RefSeq names its product twinfilin actin-binding protein 1a (gene twf1a). Gene Ontology annotation, molecular function: actin monomer binding; actin filament binding. Bases 123 to 1175 code for a protein of 350 amino acids. Gene Ontology annotation, cellular component: myofibril; actin filament; cytoplasm. The transcript has 9 exons. Gene Ontology annotation, biological process: barbed-end actin filament capping; regulation of lamellipodium assembly; actin filament depolymerization. Lineage: Eukaryota; Metazoa; Chordata; Actinopteri; Characiformes; Acestrorhamphidae. The record is from RefSeq and is a predicted model, not a curated record.